UUGACACGGUUCUAAGCAACUGCUGCUCCCCUCCCUGGCCGCUCCGCAGGGGCUGAGCCGCCCCGUCUGCCCCACUCUUUGGGGCGCUGGCCCAGGCCUCCUCCCCUCCCCUCAGGCCCUGCUGGAACCUUCUCUCCCCCCCUUCAGAGGGGCGCUUCUCCCCUUAUUCCUUUCUCCUUAUUUCUCGUGUCAGAUACUUCCCCCCCCCUCUUUUUUUGCACAAUGGCAACUGAGGAGUUAGAAAAAACGCUUUCAGACUUACUGCAGCCUGACAAUGCCAUCAUCCAACAGGCUACAAUUCAGCUGAAAGAGGCCCUCAAACAGCCCUCCGCCCUGUCCCACCUCUGCCAGGUGAUGUCCAACUCUCGGAACCCCCAGAUCCGGCAGUUUGCAGCUGUACUGGUAAGAAGGCGGCUAACCAAACACUGGCGGAAACUCCAUGCAACUGAGCAGGACAUGCUGAAGAAGUUAGUGCUUUCCACACUGCAGCAGGAAGCAGACCACAAGGUCUGCCUCGGCUUAGCCCAGUUGGCUGCUGUUAUCCUGAAGAACGAGACGCUGGAGAAAUGGCCGCAGCUGCUUCAGCUUAUUCAGCAUGGAGCCCGUUCUCGGGACCCCACCCAAUGUCAGGUGGGAUUGCUGCUGCUGAAUUCCGCUUUGGAGCUGGACCCCGAGGUCUUUGCGCCUCACUACAAGGACCUCUUGCGCCUCUUCCACCAGACGCUGAGCGACCGCAGCCAACCAGCCACCCUCUACUACUCGCUGCGUAGCCUGAGCACCAUGGCAGCAGGGCUGGGCUCUGAUGAAAUGAAUCUCAUGUCUUCGAUGGUGCCCAAACUGAUAUUGGCCAUCCGAGAACUGAUCCGUGUCAAUGAGGCCCAAGCCAGUGAAGUGAUGGAGGUGUUCGAUGAACUCAUGGAGACCGAAGUGUCCAUCAUUGUUCAGCAUCUCUCUGAGGUCGUUGGUUUUUGUCUGGAGGUGGCUUCUAAUCCGGCCUUGGGCGACAACCUGCGGGUGAAAGCCUUGUCCUGUAUCAGCUUCCUCAUCAAACUCAAGGGCAAGGCCAUCCUGAAGCACAAGCUUCUGCCGCCCAUCCUGAACGCCCUCUUCCCCAUCAUGAGCGCAGAGCCGCCCCCGGGACAGAUGGAUGCCGAGGAUGAGCUGACGGAGGUGGACAUCGAGGAUCGGGCCGAAGUCCAGACGCCCAAGCACUUUGCAGCCCAGGUGGUGGAUAUGCUGGCCCUGCACCUCCCCCCGGAGAAGCUCUUCCCCCAGCUGACGCCGCUGAUGGAGCCCGCGCUCUUGAGCCCAAACCCAUACCAUCGCAAGGCUGGACUCAUGUGCUUAGCGGUGCUGGCCGAAGGCUGCGGGGAUCACAUUCGGACCAAGCACCUCCAAGCCAUGCUGCAAGUAGUGUGCCGGGCACUGUCGGACGACAGCCAGGUGGUGCGCAACGCGGCCCUCUUUGCUCUGGGGCAGUUUUCUGAGAACCUGCAGCCUGACAUUGCCCGCUACUCCGACGACAUCAUGCCGUUGCUCUUGCGCUACUUGGAGGGGGUGCAGCUGGCACAUACCAGCCACCUGGCCAAAGCCUACUACGCCCUGGAGAACUUUGUGGAGAACCUCGGAGACAAGAUCUCACCCUACCUCCCAGCCCUGAUGGAGCGGAUGCUCACCACCUUGAGCUGUCCUGGCAGCCCCCGCACCAAGGAGCUGGUGGUUAGCGCCAUUGGAGCCAUCGCCCAGGCUGCCCAGGGGGCACUCCUGCCAUACUUCCAAGUCAUCAUGGACCACCUAACAGGUUACCUCCUAACCACACGGGAAGACCUCCGGCCAGUUCAGAUUCAGUCUGUGGAGACGCUGGCCAUCCUGGCCAGCUCCAUGGACAAGGAAGUCUUCCUGCCGCUGGCUGAGAAAUGCUGUCAGCUUGGCCUGGACCUCUGUGACCAAGUGGACGACCCAGACUUGCGGAGAUGCACGUACAGCCUCUUUGCCUCGCUCUCUACCGUGCUGGAGGAGUCCAUUGCACCGUACCUGCCUCGAAUCACCACUCUUAUGAUCUAUUCUCUCAAGUCUACCGAGGGUAUUGAGCCUCACCUUGGCACUGGGAGUUCUUUUCUCUUGUUCGACGACGAGGAAGAGGAGGCCGAAGUGGAAGGAGAUGAAAGCCUUACUGAUGAGGAAGAGGACGAUGAUUCAGAGCUCACGGGGCUGAGUGUGGGAAACGCCUUUAUGGAUGAAAAAGAAGACGCCUGCGUGGCCUUGGGAGAGAUCGCCAUCAAUGCCAGUGUGGCCUUCCUGCCUUUUAUGGAGAAUUGCUUCCAGGAAGUCUUCAAGCUGUUGGAGUGCUUCCACAUCAAUGUGAGGAAAUCUGCUUUUGAUGCUCUGGGGCAUUUCUGCAUCUCGUUGCAUCGGGUCUGCGAGCAUGACCCAUCCGAGCCCCACAGUGCUGCUCAGCAGAAGAUGCUCUCUGUGGUGCUGCCGGCCUACAUUAAAGGGAUCCGGGAGGACAAGGAGCGCCAGGUGGUGAUGGCCAUUCUGGAGACCCUGGUCAAGCUGGUGAAGGCGUGCCAACAAGAGGCCUUCUGGGAACCCGGGCGACUGGCCGAACUGUGUCGGGUGAUCCGGGAGGUGCUGGAGAAAAAAACAGCCUGUCAAGACACUGAUAUGGACGAUGAUGACGAAGAGGAGGAGGAGGAAGAGGCUGAAUACGACGCAAUGUUGGUUGAGUAUGCUGGGGAGGCAAUCCCUGCCCUUGCCGAAGCGGUCGGCGGAGAGACCUUCGCUCCGUAUUUUGCUGGCUUCCUGCACUUGCUCCUCAACAAGAUGAAACCCAGCUGUUCUGCAUCAGACAAGUCCUUUGCGGUGGGCACAGUAGCAGAAGCAGUCCAGGGCUUAGGCCGGGCAACCAGCCCCUUCGUGCCACGCUUGCUGCCAUUGUUGAUGGGGGCCGCCCGCGAUGCAGACAAGGAGGUGCGCAGCAAUGCCGUCUUCGGGCUGGGUGUGCUGGCGGAACACGGUGGAGAAGCCAUGUAUGAACAUUACCCCAAACUGCUGGGGCUUUUGUCCAAUCUCAUUGCGCAGGAGCAGAACAAUCGGGUGGCUGACAACGUCUGUGGGGCCGUCGCACGGAUGGUGAUGGCCAACCCAGGAGGGGUCCCCAUUGGGCAGGUUUUCCCGGUGUUGCUCCGUGCUCUCCCGUUGAAGGAGGAUUUUGAAGAAUACAAGACUGUUUUCCGUUGCAUCAGCUUUAUAUAUGAACACGACCCUCAGCAGGUGUUGCAGCAGAUUGAGGAUAUUAUGCAGGCCAGCAGCUCUGUCCUGAAAACAAAGAACCUCCCAGCAGAUGGCCACAACACCCUGGUAAUGCUUCUCCGCAACCUUGCCAGCCACUGGCCAGCCAAAUUCCAGUCGGCCAUGCUCUCGCUGCCUUCAGAAGCCCAAGCCCUGCUCAGUGCUGCUGUCGGCACCAGUUGAGGAUGAGGAGGAAGGGGCAAGGGGGCCCUGCUUCCCUGGGCUCCAUACAGUUGAAGAUUUCUCCUAGACACCGGAAUCUUUCUCCCAGACACAGUGCUGUAUGGACUUUGGGGACUCACCGACCCUUGACAAGAACGCCACUUCCUCCUGUUUUGUGCUUUUGGGUUCCUGUUGCCAGCGGGAGGCUUCUGACUCGCUCCGCAGCAGGUGUUCUUGUAUCCCUUGGUGGCUGAGGUCCUCUCCAUGUUUGCCAUACUCUUUCGGUGCUGUUUUUUGGUUGGUAAGCUGGUUCCAGGAGAGAACUUUUUCACACACACACACACACACGCAGGUGCCUCCGAGCUGAAAUGGUCACGGGCAGGCAUGCCCUGGUCUCCACCUGUUGUAUUGUCAGUCUUUCCUGCCUGUUAGAGUUGCUGUCUGGGCAGCAAUCUUGGCAGGUUUGCCUGUCGCAGUUUCUUGAUUUGGCUGGCAGCGCCACGACAGACCUCUCUCACAAGUCCCUGUGUGUUCCAGCCUUUGUUUUCCACUACAGACCAUCCCAACCGGUUUGCCUGAAUUACUUAGGGAAAUCUUCGUUGCCAAAUUGAAGUGUAGCUAGCCAAAAUGAGUGGACCCACAGGCGACAGUUGCCCACAUUUGGCUUUGGUGAGCAAACCCAGCUUGGCAGUUGGUCUUCUGUUUAUUGACAAGGUCUCCAAUAAACAGGAGACCAAUUGACAAGGUCUCCUAUUUAUUGACUCCCAGCAGUGGUGGGGACAAGGGAGGCCAUUACAUUGUUGAGCCGAAGCAGGUUUUGUUUAUGGGAGCCCGUUCACCUGUCCAUGUCCUGAACGUGCUCCUUUGUGACUGAUGGUGUUUCUAAUGGAAGGAGGGGAAGGGAGUCAAAUGAAUUUUCUCCUGUUGGGCCGCUGCCCCUAAAAAGGGCGUGAGCUGGUUUUCAGGCCAUCCAGCCCAAUAUUUCCUCCUUUCGCAAACAAGAAGUGUGUGGGUGUGCGUGUCAGACUUUUAUCAGCCCUUCUGAAGCAGACCAAAACAGAGAGGGGGGGUAGAGUGACUCAGAGCGUGAGCCAUUUCCCCUCCGACUGCCAGGCCAAAGAGUUCAGUCAGUUGCACGUGACAAUUUACCAGUCUUGGUGUUCUCCCCUUCACUUGCCAUGGUGUGUGUGUAAAUAGUUCAGUUCUGUUCGAAUGGAAAUGCCGCCUGUACACUUUCUGGUCACCAAAACAGCCAGUCAGCUAUUUUCAGGGUGUCCUACCAACCCCUUCUGACUCAUAGUUCACACAAUCGACUGGUUCCGCUGCCGUGAUGAUUUGCCUCCCUCCUCCUUGUCGGUGGGCAGUUGAGCCCAACUGUUGGAGCUUUCCUCUUAUUUUCCUUGCCCUGUUGGGAACCAUUUCCAGAACUGCUACCCUCCUUGCUCUGCGGUCAUUUGCAGGGUGAUUGCCAAAACGUUUAUUCUUUAGCAAGUAUUGGAUUGUUCUUGUGUUAAGCUGGAGGCCUGGGUUGAAACAGGGCUCAGUUAUGACCUCUUGUUUGUAUUUAACAUUUUACGUUCUAGUUUGGUACUUUUUGAAAGAGUGAGAGAGAGAAAAUAUAUAUUGUGUACCUUGCAAUAAAAAAAAAUAACUUA
Eublepharis macularius is the source of this 5111-nucleotide messenger RNA. It is a transcript of the gene IPO4, whose product is annotated as importin 4. Lineage: Eukaryota; Metazoa; Chordata; Lepidosauria; Squamata; Eublepharidae. Gene Ontology annotation, molecular function: small GTPase binding; nuclear import signal receptor activity. Gene Ontology annotation, biological process: protein import into nucleus. The transcript is spliced from 30 exons. The coding region runs from base 223 to 3477 and encodes 1084 amino acids. Gene Ontology annotation, cellular component: cytoplasm; nucleus. The record is from RefSeq and is a predicted model, not a curated record.